AUGGUAAGUGGUAGUAGUUGUCAUGUUGUUGAUGUUAUUGUGGGGGAUAAGAGAGUUGUGGAGGUUGAUGAUGGUAAUUCUUGUAGGAUUGAUUUUGUAACUUGUAAGAGUUCUUUUGUGAAUGAUUGUGAUGAUGUUGGUGGUUUGUUGCGUAGUUUUUAUCCAGAACCAGAGAGAGUUUUGUUGUCCGCUAGUUGGAAGGGGAUUAUACAUAGUGUUGGUCAAGAAUUUGAAGGUGGAGUGCCGGCGUUCCGCAUUGUAUUGGCUAAGUAUGCAGUUAAGUGUGGUUUUGCAGUGAAUUAUUUGAAGAACGAUGCAACAAGAGUAACUGCUGAAUGUAUGAUGAAGUCGUCUACGGGUUGUAAAUGGUUUGUGCAUGGAAAGGUGUUGAUGGAUUUCGGUGUUUUUUUUAUAAUGAAGUUGGAUAAUGUGCAUACUUGUGGGGUUGUUGCUCGUAGAUCUUGUAGCAAAAUGGAGUUGAUAAGGCAAGAGGUGGGUUGGUUUGGUGAUUUUGCAACUUCUUUUGACCAGCUUCGAUGGUACCUUGAGACGGCUAUGAGAACGAAUCCGGGAAGUGUGUUUGAAUUAGAUGUGAAUGAAAGUAGUGGGUGUUUUCGGAGGUUGUUUGUGGCAUUUCAUGGAUGCUUGUAUGGCUUUCAAUUUUGUCGUCCGUUGUUGUUUGUUGAUGGUACAUUUUUGAAGGGGCGUUACAAGGGGCAUUUGCUUGCAGCAACAUCAAAGGAUGGUAAUCAAGGUCUGUUUUCUUUGGCUUUUGCGAUUGUUGACGCUGAAAAUCAAGAUAAUUGGAUGUGGUUCUUAAGUCAGUUGUUAAAGGCUGUUGGUUCAGGCUGGAGAUUGACUUUUGUGUCGGACCUUAAAUGUGCUUAUGCGCCAACGGUUGCUUCUUUCCAACAUUAUAUGGAGAAAUUGAGGUGUAUUGCUGGGAAUGGUAGAGUUAAUAGUAUGUUGGAUGGUUUGCAAAAUGAUAAGUGGGCCAAUGCAUUUUUUAGAGGGAAACGAUAUGGUGAGAUGUCAUCUAAUGCUGCCGAGUCUUACAAUAAUUGGAUUGGUGGGGCCCAUGAGUUGUUUAUUACUUAUAUGGUUGAUAUGAUUAGGGUUCAAAUCAUGACUCAAUUGUCGGAUAGAAGAGCUGAAUCUAGAAGAUGGACUACGAAAUUGUAUCCAGUUAUGGAAAAGAAGUUGGUGGACUCUUCGGAGCUAGCUAAGUCUUGGGAUGUGAUUGUUGCUAGUGAUACUGUGCUUGAGGUUCAUUCUUCUAUUUCUUUUUAUGUUGAUAUUGGCAGACAGACUUGUUCUUUCCAUGAAUGGCAAUUGAAUGGUUUUCCUUGUUGUCAUGCUGUGCAUGCUUUGCGUAGUAGUGGUAGAGAUGUGUAUGGUUUCAUUGAUCCUUUUUUUCAUGUAGAUUGUUUUAGAGAGUCAUACAAGGAAUCUGUUUAUCCAGUGCCUUCAAGUGAGAGAUUUGACUUUGAUGGUGCUAGUAGUUCGGUUAUCAAACCUCCUAUAACGAAGAAGCAGCCUGGGCGGAACAAGAAGAAGAGGAUACCUUCUAGGGGUGAGAAUGUGAAGCAAAUCAAGUGUGGGAGGUGCUUGAAAUAUGGGAAUCACAAUAAGAAAACGUGCAAGGUUGCUAUUUGA
This is a messenger RNA of Camellia sinensis, 1656 nucleotides long. The record is from RefSeq and is a predicted model, not a curated record. Lineage: Eukaryota; Viridiplantae; Streptophyta; Magnoliopsida; Ericales; Theaceae.